AUGAAUACUCAACUCUCCAAUAAUAACCAAUCCUCUUCCUCUGAACCCCACGAAAUUUCAACUCACAAACAAAAUGAUGAAGCAAACAAUAUUCCAGUUGACGUUGCUUCUGGUGAUCCUAAUUCCCAAUCAUGGGUGAAUUUACAACAACAGUUCAUGGGAAAUCCACAUUACAUGCCACCAAAUAUGACACCACAACAAUACUAUUAUAUGACUCUGUGGUUAAUGCAACAAAACGGAGGCAAGGAUGAUCCCAAUAAGAAGAAAACAGACAAUCCAUCAAUAAUAGAUCCAUCAGGUGCUGCUCCAAACGGAGAAGCUGAAAAUCCAUUAGGUAUCUACCCACCACAAGUAUAUUUCCCAUUUCCUGGCAACAAUCCACCAAAUAAUUCACAAAUUCCAUCCCUAAAUGUUGUUCAAUCACAAGAAGACACAAACAUUUCACAAGAAGCUGCAACACAAGAAAAGAAAACUAAAAGAAGAACAAAAGCCGCAUCAACAACUCCUAAAUCUUCAACUAAAAAACGAAAAAACACAAAGGAAGCAACAACUCCUGUUGAAGAAAGUUCUAACACACCAGAUACACCAAAGAAAAAAAAGAAAAAGGAAACAACUUCUUCAAAUGCAGGAUCUAGUAGUAGAGGAUCGAGAGGAGGACUUAGACAUUUUAGUUUUAAAGUUUGCGAACUUGUUCAAAGAAAGAAAACAACUACAAUUAAUGAUGUUGCUGAUGAACUGGUUCAAGCAGAACUUCAAGAUGAAGACAGUAAAUCUGAUGACAAGAACAUUAGACGACGUGUUUAUGAUGCUCUCAACGUUUUAAUGGCUUUAAAUAUUAUUUCAAAAGAUAAGAAAGAGAUUAAGUGGAAGGGUUUACCUGUAGAUUCACAAAAAGAAUGUGAAGCAUUGAAUCAAAUCAAAUUACAACGUUUAGAAAUGAUUCAAAAAAAAACUCAACAAUUACAAGAACUUGAAAAACAACAUCGAUCAUUAUCAAGUUUAUGUCAAAGAAAUUCAAGCAUGAAUUUUGCAGAAUCUAAGAGGAUUGAAUUACCUUUUAUUAUUGUUCAUACAUCAAAAUCAACACAAAUUGAAUGCGAAAUGGAUGAAAAUAGGUCUGAGGUAUUUUUCAAUUUCGACAAGCCUUUCGAAAUUCAUGAUGAUAAUGAGAUUUUAUAUAGGUUAAAUCUAGGUUCAGAUCAAAAUCAAUCUUCAAAUCAACCAAGUGAGUCGAAUAAUAUGAACAUUUCAACAUCAGGUCAAGCAGAAGAUGACUUCUUUUCAUUGGAACAACCCACAAACACUUCCUCUCCAAAAAAACCUUCUAAUAGCACUUCAAACAAUGAAAAAGAUAUGGACACUCAAUAA
Naegleria gruberi is the source of this 1368-nucleotide messenger RNA. RefSeq lists its product as uncharacterized. NCBI's taxonomy places the organism in Eukaryota, Heterolobosea, Eutetramitea, Acrasida, Naegleriidae. Gene Ontology annotation, cellular component: transcription regulator complex; nucleus. Gene Ontology annotation, molecular function: RNA polymerase II transcription regulatory region sequence-specific DNA binding; DNA-binding transcription factor activity, RNA polymerase II-specific. Gene Ontology annotation, biological process: regulation of cell cycle; regulation of transcription by RNA polymerase II. The transcript has a single exon. The record is from RefSeq and is a predicted model, not a curated record. Bases 1 to 1368 code for a protein of 455 amino acids.